AGAUCACAACUUCCAGAAGCCCGACUGUCUUCUCGUCACUUGCUCUGUAGCUCCAGCUUCACCAGAUCUUGGAAUGGCCCCCAACUGCUCCUGUUCCACUGGCAGCCCCUGCACCUGCUCCAGCUCCUGUGGCUGCAAAAACUGCAAAUGCAUCUCCUGCAAGAAGAGCUGCUGCUCUUGCUGCCCCGUGGGCUGCUCCAAGUGUGCCCAGGGCUGUGUCCACAAAGGGGCAUCGGACAGGUGCUCGUGCUGUGCCUGAUGUGAGGACAGUGCCCCUCCUAUGUGUAAAUAGUAUGGACCAACCCAAAGUUUUUCAUGUGGCUCUACCCUGUUUACUAAACCCCCUUUUCUACAAAAUAUGUGAAUAAAAAGCCAUUUUGAUUCUAA
Peromyscus maniculatus bairdii (prairie deer mouse) is the source of this 387-nucleotide messenger RNA. Lineage: Eukaryota; Metazoa; Chordata; Mammalia; Rodentia; Cricetidae. The record is from RefSeq and is a predicted model, not a curated record.